GCUCGGCUGGUGCCGUCUGCCCCCCGAGCCCAGCCCCUGCGGUCGGAGGCCGUCUAACCCCGCCAGAAGGAUGCUGGAGAGCGGCUGUAAGGCGGUGAAGGAGGGCAUGCUGGAGAAGAGGAGCGACGGGCUGCUGCAGCUCUGGAAGAAGAAGCGCUGUAUCCUCACCGAGGAGGGGCUGCUCCUCAUCCCCCCCAAGCACCCCCCGCCGCAGCCGCAGCAGCAGCAGCAGCCAGCGCCGCCAGCCGAGCCGGCAGCCAAGAUCAAGGAGCUUCACUUCUCCAACAUGAAGACGGUGGACUGCGUGGAGCGGAAGGGCAAGUACGUGUACUUCACAGUGGUGAUGGCCGAGGGGAAGGAGAUCGACUUUCGGUGCGCGCAGGAGCAGGGCUGGAACGCGGCGAUCACGCUGCAGAUGGUGCAGUACAAGAACCGCCAGGCCAUCCUGGCCGUGCGCUCCACCCGGCAGAAGCAGCAGCACCUGGCGUCGCCCCACGGCCCGCGCCUCCGCGGCGCCUCCAACUCCGCCUAGCGCAGGUUACGUUCACCGAGCGCUUCGGGGAAGCGGGACAGAGCGCGUUCGUGGCGGACCUGCUUCAGGGGCUCAGAAACUGGGCAGACGCCGGAGGUUCAGGUAGACCGGAGAGAAGCGGCUCAAUAGCCUGAACCUCAGCCGGCUGCUGCUGCUGCUUUGCCGCCUUCGGUGCCGAGAAGCAUUUCAAAUUCAUUAUUUAUGAACCUUGGAAAGGAUCCUUUGGUGCGAUGGGACUUCUAGGAGACAUGAUGUACUGUAACUUUAUUUUAAUGUAUUUUAUUUUAUUUAUUAGGGUUGUUUUGGUUUUUUCCUUUUUUUUUUUUUUUUUUUUUUUUUUUUUUUUUUUUUUUUUUUUUUUUUUUUUUCCUUAAGGCUUAUGUGCAAGACAUUUCUGAAUGUAGGCCGGAUCAAAAAAGUAAAGGAAAAAAAACAAUAUGUGUUUUAGCUCCCUAAAAGAACUAAAAAGUUCUGAGUACUUUGACUGUGUGCAAUUUGACAAAGUUAUUUGUUUUUUGCCCAAAAUACACUAUAUUCCACUAACAUGGAAAAUGUGAUGUGUGUUUCAAAAUUUCGCUGAAACCCCUACUGCAUAUGAAACCUAUUUUCUCUAAUGAGAACAACAAUCAUUGUCUGAGGUUUAAAUUAUUUAAAAAAGAAAAAAUUAAAUGUGGCAGAAGGUGAUAAAAUGUUAUUCAUGCUUGGCUAUUCAAAAAAGUGACGUUGCUUGUCAUUCUGAGAUUAAAACCAAUCUGGUUAGUGUAUGAGUGGAAGGAAUCUAACCAAUUUCUUUUGUGAUAYAGGAAUCUGAGUUGGAUUCCAGCUAUCCGUGUGAUGUGCUUGUUCCUAGGCUGGUGGGCCACAGCUGGGAAGUGUUCAUGAACAUUUCUUAGUGUCCGAGUUCAGGGCUCCCUCUGCAYGCUCAGCUUUUAUGCGAUCUGGAUUCUCAAACCAUGUUGCAUUUUCCUGGCUUUUUUAAAAUGUCUUGCAUUAAAGCAGCCCAUAGCUUAAAAUCCAUUUUAUGUAUGUCUUAGUUUGCAAAUGGAUUAUUUUGGUCACAGUUUUCAUAAGCUGAAAGUUGCUCUCUAGCUGAGAUGAACUAGAUUAAUUUUGGUGUUUAGCACUGUCAGAUAUGGAGAGAGGCAUGCCAUCUUUCCUCUAAAAACGUUGAUGAAGCCAUGAAGUUGGAAAACAAAGGGCUAAUUGCACAGCUGGUGUGUGUUUCUCUGCCUCUUAAAAGUCAGUGGGAGUUCUGCUGCCGGCACAGGCGGGAGCGGGUCGGAGCUCUCUGCCCAGUGCAGAGGAAGGAGCUGGGUGUGGGCCGGUGGACUUUCUAGGACAGGGCCCUUCUGACCAUGGGUGGCUUCAUGUUGGGUGCUGCUACUGCCCAGGUUUCCUGGUUUAAAUGAAGUGAGGAGGCUGUGAGUGGGACAGAGCAAUGUGGCCCGUUUUCUCUGGUUCAAGGUAAAAAGAAAAAUCAUGGAGCUAUUUACUUAAACUAGUGUGGGGAGGAAAGUGGCUUUUGACCCCUUUAUAAUUUACGUUAAUAUAACCAAACUCUUUCAAAGCUACACAUCCAGGACUUCUUUUUUUUGUGUAAAUGAGGUGUAACUUGACAGCAAGAGCCUCACAUUCUCAGUGCAAGCUUAUUUCUGUAAGUGUUUAAAGCAAAAGGCUGAAGUGAUACUCAAAGGAGAUUUUAGAAUUGGCUACUGUGUAYGUCGGUCUCUUCCUCUGCACCCUAAGAUUAAGCUCAGUCCUGUGAGGAGUAUGUUGAGGUCUCUAUUAGUCCUCCUCUUUCGUUCCUUCCCCGAAGUGUCAGGGUCACAUACCUAGACAAGGAAAACACAUCAUGGUGCAGAACCAAAGCCCUGAUGAUCCUCUGUAGUUUCUCCUGAGCGCUUAUUUCUGAUCUGGCCCUUGACAAGGCUGUGUGAUGAGCUUGGGGUGGUAGAUUACAGCUGUCCUAACGAAGUCAUUAUUUUGCAAUUAAUUGAACUUGAAGGUGCCCUGCAUCUUCUAGGAUUAGGUUCGCUGGCUUGGCAAUCAUAAUACUCAAUUUCCGCAUCUCUAUACAUCUGCCAUUAUCAUUCUGCUAACGCUUGGAUGUUAGAGCUGCCAGGGGAUUCUCUAAUGAGCUAGUCAAAGACUCACAAAAUAUACUGUAAUUUGUAAUUUGGCUCCUCUCUUUAGAGUGAUUAAUUACAGUUUACUGAGUAACUAAUCCACCUUCUCAGGUAUACAGAUAUAUUGCUGAUCUCACCUACUAAAAUACAUUUUGGCCUACUGAAGGGUAAAUGUAACUGAUGAAAGUUAAUUCUUAUUUGA
Messenger RNA from Malurus melanocephalus (red-backed fairy wren), 2860 nucleotides. It is a transcript of the gene PHLDA1, whose product is annotated as pleckstrin homology like domain family A member 1. The record is from RefSeq and is a predicted model, not a curated record. The transcript is spliced from 2 exons. NCBI's taxonomy places the organism in Eukaryota, Metazoa, Chordata, Aves, Passeriformes, Maluridae. The coding region runs from base 71 to 532 and encodes 153 amino acids. Gene Ontology annotation, biological process: positive regulation of apoptotic process. Gene Ontology annotation, cellular component: nucleus. Gene Ontology annotation, molecular function: phosphatidylinositol phosphate binding.